UAUCCGCAAGAAAAUAGAGACGUCUAAAUUACUUAUAACUAAUUUAUUUAUCAUUGCAUUAUUUUACGGUUGAUAUUACAUUAUAGUAGCCAGUUUAUUAUUAAACCAGUUUCUAAGAUGGGGAGGAUGCCACACUUUGCAAAAAUUGGCUGCACGUAACUCAAAAUUAAAUGCCAUCUCUAGGAAUGUAUAUUAAUUACUGGUAUUAUGUAUUUAGUACUUUCGACUGCAAUAAUAACAUUCCUCUUUGUAUCUGCACUUGGAGAAAACGUUACCUUCUCCGAUACUCCCAUGCCAAUAAAAACUAGCAUCCUAUCCACCGAUGAGAAGUACACGUUGGAGGACGCCUAUAACAAUUACUGUAUCAUGGUUGCAGCCUACAUAUAUGUAGAAAUUACUUACGUGGAUAAAUACAAUGAGACAAAUUUCGCCAUCGUUGAUGUCCCUCCAAAAGCAAACGUCUCUGGUGAUUGCCUCCAAGGCUUUAUCAAUUUGACCUGGAAUAACCCCACGGUCCCGAAAGCAAAUUCUUUGGAGUUGUGGUUUCGACGAAAUUCAACACAUUUUUUCCUUCGGAGAAUUGUAGCAAAUAUUUUUCAGGAUCCAAAGUUUUUUCCGAAUAUAACAAAUUCUCCACAUUAUGAAAAGUUUGAAGCAGACUUCUAUGAUUUCCUCGCAACGCCGAUCGGUCGCUCUUAUAGUUGUGACGAAAUCGAAAUUUUGUGGGAAUGGACUGUAAUGUUUUGGGGACGUUUUGAUAUGCUACAAAUUGAAGCAUUCAGGGAAGGUCCGCUUGGUCGGAGGGCCUUUAGUCCAGCAUUGAAAUGUGGGACCAAAUUUCCUCCACGUCCAGCUUCGUCUUCCAUGGGUGAAUGGACCUUCGUUGGCGUAGUAAUAGUGCUAAUGAUUUCGACUGGGAUGUCCGUAUAUUUUAUUCGACGUCGAUAUUGGAAAAACUACUAACACGCAUUGAACAAUUUUUGAUGUAUACUUAACUAAGCACUUACUUGUGUAUGUAAGUAAUUAAUGAUGAAAUAUCCAAAAUGCUAAUUAACUUACCUUUCGUAUAGCUAUGGGAAUAAUAUAGUUUUAAAGCUAUUUAACUUUUCAAAGCAGAAUUUCGAUGAAAUAAAUUAUGAUUUUAUGAAUUUAUUAAAAAAUCGUAAACUAUACACUUUAGUACAAACCACGCAAAUAACUGCUAAUAAGGU
Folsomia candida is the source of this 1211-nucleotide messenger RNA. RefSeq lists its product as uncharacterized. The transcript has 3 exons. NCBI's taxonomy places the organism in Eukaryota, Metazoa, Arthropoda, Collembola, Entomobryomorpha, Isotomidae. Bases 208 to 963 code for a protein of 251 amino acids. Gene Ontology annotation, cellular component: membrane. The record is from RefSeq and is a predicted model, not a curated record.